Sparassis crispa is the source of this 2553-nucleotide messenger RNA. RefSeq names its product Cleft lip and palate transmembrane protein. Bases 1 to 2553 code for a protein of 850 amino acids. Lineage: Eukaryota; Fungi; Basidiomycota; Agaricomycetes; Polyporales; Sparassidaceae. The transcript is spliced from 6 exons. The record is from RefSeq and is a predicted model, not a curated record.
AUGGGCUCUACAAGUCAGCAGCAGGGGUACGCAUGUCGCUGCCUGAACGUGCGUGUCCUACCCCUGCCCCCGCCGGGACAACCGCCGACGGUGGACAACGAUUAUGACUCGGUUUAUGUCGAUGACGACGGUUUAUCUGUCGCCCAUCUACAACUUACUCUCCGCAGCCGAACCCGACCAGUUCAGGAGAAGAGCGGAGAAACUACCCGCUCCACCCGGUACACAUCACUGACCUGUUUGUUAUGCCAAACGCCCGUAUAUCGUGUGCAUCAGAUAGUUCACCCCGACGUGGAGGAAGCGGAAGGCCCUGUACUCCCUACGGACGACUGGGCGGAGCAAGACAUGCUGAAGAGUACAUCUGGGUGGAUUGAGGUGUACAAGGGGUGUCUGACGCGGGAAUGUAUAUCGCAGGCAGAAAAUUCGCCUGAGUACUCCAAACUAUUUUCUGUCCUCCUACCCCCGGAAUUACCGGGUUCUGCCCCUGCCGGUGAUUCCGAACCUCCGUACAAGAGCCUCCCUCAACAGUCGGGACCACACCUUCCACCGCUUCCACCGCUUUUUGCGCCCCCACCAUUUUCGCCCGCGGAUCCUGUGUUCUCUCAUCUUUCAUCUAUUGCUGCAGCCGAGUCUGAGAAUAUCAGAAACGGGGCUGAAGAGUACAUAGCGAACGUUACACAGGAGAAAGUUGCCGAAGUUCAAGCCGCGGAUCUCGACCUAAAGCACAAAGUUGAGCUCUUGUGGAGCAAGUUUCGAGAGACUGUAGACAAAUUUGAAGGUAAGGUUAACGGCAUCGCGCCACAUUCGACGUCCCGGCGCAGACGUAGCAGCGUCAGGCGGCCGGGACACGGUGCGGACCCCAUCCCAGUCGAAGCGUCCUCCGUGCGCAUCAAUGACUUCGUCCCGAUUCACGACCUCCACCCGCGCACAUCGGCGGCAGCUGCCUUCCCCAAGGUCGCCUCUGCGCUCUCGGCGUCUCUCGCGACGUCGUCGUUCCAUUACCCACACGCCCACCGGGAGCGGGAUGCUUCAGGCUCCUCGCCGUCGCCGAGCCGCUCCAGCGUUACGCGCGUCAAGACGCCCAGCAUAGCUUCCUCGCGUACGGCCGCGUCGGCGACGAACGGCGAGGGCAGCUCUAUCCUCGAGGCGUUCCGCCGGAAUAUGGAUGAGUCAAAGGACAUUGCGACCAGCUUCCAAUACGUGAUGAACAUGGAGACGAUGAUGGAGGGCGUCCGAGGGCGACAGGAUAGUAACAGCCACACUGUAGAUCUGAGCGUGGUGGAGGGGAAUCAAGCUGCUGAGAGCAGUGCCGCUGCGGUUGUUCGAGCACGAUCUCCGAAGGCGGGCAAGAGCUCUAUCAAGAAGCCGAAGGACGAGGAGAGGCCUGUUGAGCCAACGCAGGACGUGCCGCCACCAAGCACGAAUGGGAAGGCAGAAGAUGGCCAUCCAGAGGGCAGUACUGACAAAGGUAAAAGAAAAGUGACCUUUGUUGUGAAGCCUGAAGUUACCAUCAUAGAUGGAGAAGCUCAGCCACAGGAGGCGGUGAAGGAGGCAGACGAAGUGAUUUUCGACAUGGAAGGCGAAGGGGGCGAGCGCAAGGAUACUGGUCCUGUCUUAGAUCCCUCGUCUCCGCUGAGCCCGAAGUCACCUACCCCAGAUUCCCCGCGAGCACCGAAACGCCCGCCCCGCGCAAGAAAAUCGAACGACUUCGGGCCCGUGUCCUUCGCCGCUCUGCGCCCGGCAUCGCUGCCAACAUACUCCACCGUUCCGCCGCCGCCUCGGCUGCGCGAGGAGCCUGCGCCUGCAGCAACCCCGCGUCCGCAGGCCAUGCGCGAGUCGCUCCUCGUUCCUCCAGACGGCAGUCGACAGGUGAAUGGCAACCACGACGUGAUAGCGAACGGAAAGGAGGACUCAGACGACGAAGAGAACUUCGGUUUACAGGAGGCGGAGAUACUUCGUCUCGUCGCUGCGAGCACGCCGAGCCAUAGAGGCGCGUGGAAGAAGAACAGCAAGGCGUGGCAGCUGUUUGUGAACCGGAGCGAACGCAGGAUGCGGGAUGCUGACCCGGAGGCGAUCGCAGAGGAAGAAGAGAGCGCUUCUAGUGUGGAAUAUACCAGUCCUGGCACACGAUACACGGAGAGACCAGAAGAUGAACACGUGUUAGAGUAUGGCGACGAUGACGGCCAAGAUGAUGAGCGCUGGUCGUCACAUCGGGGUGUGGCAUCUUCGUUGCCUAUUCCCAUAGACAGGUCAGGCUUUGGACUCCCGUCCUACCAACUCAAGACGUCGCUAUCCGACCGUCCUGGCGUGCUGGUGCCAGCGCUGCACAAGGUCUCGUCCGCGGCGAUGCGCAAGGCAGCCUAUGCGGAACGCGACCGCAGCCGAUCUAUUGACCCGGGUGCGCUGGAUUGCAUUAUGGAUGAGGAUGAAGAGGAGGAAGAGGAAGAUGACGGCGAUGAUCUUGAAGCCGGGUCGAGAGGCCGACAGCGCGCGUUACAGAUCUUGAAGGCGCGCAGUGAGCUCCCACCAGCCGGCAUGUGGAGAAGCCUGGCCUGA